AUGGCAGCUGCCAGCGUCUCCUUUUCAGGCUCCACUGCUUCCAGCUCAGCCUUCGAGGACUAUUCGCUCUACAGUAACCUGUCUGAUGAGGAGCUCGUCCAGCUGGCCAUAGAGCGCAGCCUCACUGAGAGCCACGGCUCACAAACCAACAGCAACCUGAAUCCACCAAACCCACCAGCCACAAACUGCAGCUCCCAUAACCCACCAAACCCAUCAGCCACAAACUGCAGCUCCUCCAAUUCAUCAAACAGACCUGCCACAAACUGCAGCUCCUCCAAUUCAUCAAACAGACCUGCCACAAACUGCAGCUCCCAUAAUCCCCCGUGUGAAAAGCCACCUGACAUGAGGCAUUUUGAUGGAACAGUGAGUCACUUCAUUACAGGUUAUGGAAGACGGAUGGUGGCCUAUCGCAGAAGAGAUGGAAGUCUUAUCCAUGUGGCUCCAGAGCUCGAAGAGGAGGAGGAGCCCCUCUUUGAAGCCAUAAGAUGUGGAGACGCCGGCAGAGUCAGACAGCUGGUCAACUUGCUGGGUACCAACCUGCUGCAGCCAAGUAAACCAGGCUGGUUGGCUUUCCAUCAGGCCGCCUGGUAUGGCCAGGAGGCCUGUCUCAGGGUUCUCCUGACAGCCCUACCAGGGAUGGUGAACAAGGUGACGGAUAAGGGCCAGACAGCUCUUUUCCUGGCUGUAAGUAGAGACCAGAUGAGCUGUGUGCACAUCCUGCUGGAAAAAGGUGCUGACCCAGAUAUAAUCACCAAAGACCGAGAGACCCCUCUCUACAAAGCUUGUGAAAGGGAAAAUGCGGCGAUGGUGGCCCUGCUUCUGAAUCACGGUGCAGCGGUCAACGCUCACUGCAUUCAGGGCUGGACGGCGCUCCAGGAGGCGGUGUAUCGGAACAAUGUGGAGGUCUGCGAGAUGCUGGUGAAGGCCGGCGCCAAGCUAAGUCCAGCCAACAUCUACGGGAUCACACCUCUGUUCACUGCAGCUCAAAGCGGACGAGUUGAGACGCUUCGCUUUCUCCUCAAACAUGGUGCAGAUGUGAAUAGCCAGGCUGCAGAUGGAGCUACAGCCCUGUAUGAAGCUGUUAAGAAUGGACAUGAGGAGGUGGUGGAGCUCCUUCUCUCUCAAAGAGCAGACGCCAACAAACCCGGAAAGACUGGCUUACUACCGCUUCACAUAGCAGCUAAACAAGAGACUGACAUCAUGGUGUCCAUGCUGAUCCCAGCCACCAGUACAGCCCGUGUGAGGCGAAGCGGCAUCAGUCCACUCCACCUGGCAGCCGAGUACGACAGGGAUGAAGUCCUGGAGGUCCUGAUCCAGGCGGGCUUUGACGUUAAUGCCCAGCUGUCUCUGGAGCGCUCUAAGAUGUAUGAGGACCGCAGGAGCACGGCUCUCUACUUUGCUGUCAUCAACAACAACAUGGACGCUGUCAGCAUGCUGCUGGAGGCUGGAGCAGAUCCCAACCUGGACAUGUUCAACCCCCUGCUGGUGACAGUGAGGCAGGGCAGCGUGGAGAUUGCUGCCACGCUACUGAGGCAUGGGGCAAAUAUUAAUGCCUACAUCCCCACCCACCCCACCACCUUUCCAGCUACAGUUCUGUUGUCCAUGAGAAAAUUGUCCAUGUUGAAGUAUUUACUGGACAAUGGCUGUGAUGCCUUGUCCUGUUUUAACUGUGCUUAUGGUAGCAACCCUCAUCCAGCAACCUCAACUUCCCGUUCAGGCCGAGAUGACCUAAGCUACACGGAGAAAGUUCUGUCUGAAACACCGGGCAACAGCUGUGUUCAGUUUUGUGAGAUCAUCUCUACUUCCAAUAUGAGUCGGUGGGCGGGGCCGAUUAUAGACGUCCUAUUGGACUACGUUGGCCAUGUGACCUUGUGCAGCAGACUGAUGGAACACCUGGACAGUUACCCUGACUGGUUCGGUAUCAAAGACAAAGCAGCUCCACCUCGUCCUCUCAUGCAGCUGUGCAGAGUCAGGAUUCGCCAGCUGGUUGGAACCAGUCGUCUGAGACGGCUUCAUACUUUGCGGCUGCCGGCUUCGCUCCUCAGGUUCCUCCUGUACCAGGAUGCCAUCGACUCCUACGACGCAUAA
Molecule: messenger RNA, 2088 nt
Organism: Lampris incognitus (smalleye Pacific opah)
Lineage: Eukaryota; Metazoa; Chordata; Actinopteri; Lampriformes; Lampridae
Product: ankyrin repeat and SOCS box protein 2-like
Exons: 9
Coding region: 1-2088 (695 amino acids)
Biological process (GO): intracellular signal transduction
Molecular function (GO): protein binding
Source: RefSeq, a predicted model, not a curated record